Parasteatoda tepidariorum (common house spider) is the source of this 5218-nucleotide messenger RNA. It is a transcript of the gene Usp7, whose product is annotated as Ubiquitin-specific protease 7. Gene Ontology annotation, biological process: regulation of protein stability; protein deubiquitination. Lineage: Eukaryota; Metazoa; Arthropoda; Arachnida; Araneae; Theridiidae. The record is from RefSeq and is a predicted model, not a curated record. Gene Ontology annotation, cellular component: cytosol; nucleus. Gene Ontology annotation, molecular function: protein binding; cysteine-type deubiquitinase activity.
UUUAUUGCGUCCCGUCAUACCCGGCGGAAGUAAACCGCCAUCUUGUUUAUUUUCUUGACAAUGAGGUAGAAUUUGCCGUGAAAAGAACACAAGAUAUUAAUUGUGUGAUCUUUUAUCGGUGAGCAUUAAAACAAAUUUGCUGACUUCUUUUUGGUUUGUUAAUCCGGUGUUCGGAUGUUGAUGCCUUCCCCUUGUAGGGGGGUUGACACCAGCAGACAUUGGGCGAAUAGCGAGCAAGUAUUUUAAAGUGAGUGUGUCUGGAAAGAAUUUGGCAACUGGUUCGGGAAAAGAGAGAACUGUAAACUUUAAAGAAAAUUUUAAAUCAAAGAAAGUAAAAGAAAACUUCUAUAGUCCUGUAUCUAAUAUGAACCAUUUAAAUCAAGUUUCUUAUGAUAAAAACUGUCACCUUUCAGAAUCGGAAGAAAUGGACACUCGUGAAGAUGAGACUGGCACUGUUCAAGUUGAUGGAAGUGGUGAAGAAAGAUAUAUAAAUGGUGAUAUUACUGAGAACAGUGUAGGAAAUCAAGAAGAAGCAAUGGAAGAAGAAGAUGAAGCUCGCUCUGAAGCCACCUUAAGAUUUGUUGUAAAUAACUUCAGCAAAUUAAGGGAGACUGCCUUGAGUCCUCCAACUUAUGUCAGAAAUUUACCAUGGAAAAUCAUGGUUAUGCCACGUACGACUCAUCAGCAGGACAGAUCUCCAACCAGAAGUUUAGGAUUCUUUUUGCAGUGUAAUGGGGAAUCAGAAUCCACAACAUGGUCUUGUAAUGCUGUUGCUGAGUUGAGACUCAUUACACAGAAAGAAGGUGUUGAAAGUUUUUCAAGAAAAAUUCAGCACCUCUUCUAUAGUAAAGAAAAUGAUUGGGGUUUUAGUCAUUUUAUGUCAUGGGCGGAAGUAUGUGAUCCCGAAAAAGGUUUUAUUAAAGAUGAUAGUGUUAUCUUUGAAGUAACUGUUACUGCUGAUGCUCCUCAUGGUGUUAGUUGGGACUCAAAGAAACACACUGGCUAUGUUGGUUUGAAAAAUCAAGGUGCUACAUGUUAUAUGAACUCAUUGCUCCAAACAUUAUUUUUUACUAAUAAACUUCGAAAGGCAGUUUAUCAAAUUCCUACUGAAAGUGACGAUUCUUCAAAAAGUGUUGCUUUAGCUUUACAGAGAGUUUUUUAUGAACUUCAAUUUUCUGAUAGGCCUGUCGGAACUAAAAAGUUAACAAAAUCAUUUGGUUGGGAAACUUUAGACUCCUUCAUGCAGCAUGAUGUUCAGGAACUAUGCAGAGUGCUUUUAGAUAACAUGGAGAGUAAAAUGAAAGAAACUUGUGUUGAAGGCACAAUACCAAGGCUUUUUGAAGGGAAAAUGACUUCUUUUCUUCGAUGUAAGCAUGUAAAUUAUACAUCUAGUCGUAAAGAGCCUUUCUACGACAUCCAGCUGAAUGUUAAAGGAAAGAAAACAAUAAUAGAAUCUUUUAAAGACUAUUGUGCUACCGAAACUCUUGAUGGGGAAAAUAAAUAUGAUGCCGGGGAAUAUGGCUUGCAGGAAGCUGAAAAGGGAAUUUUCUUCUCUUCUUUACCACCAGUAUUACAUCUGCAUCUGUUGAGGUUUCAGUAUGAUCCUAUGACUGAUCAAAAUAUAAAAAUUAAUGAUAGGUUUGAAUUUCCAGAACAGCUGAAUUUAGAAGAAUUUUUAAAAAGUGAUGAAGACACUGGACCGCCUAUCUACACUUUGCAUGCUGUGUUAGUUCACAGUGGCGAUAAUCAUGGCGGACAUUAUGUAGUGUUUAUAAAUCCGAAAGGCGAUGGAAAGUGGUGUAAAUUUGAUGAUGAUGUUGUGUCUCGCUGUUCUAAACAAGAAGCUGUUGAUCAUAAUUUUGGUGGCCAAGAAGAAGAUUUAACUGUCAAACAUUGUACAAAUGCUUAUAUGUUAGUGUAUAUAAAAGAUAGUGCAAUAACUGAUGUGUUGCAACCAGUUACAGAGCAAGAUAUACCAGAUCAAUUAGUAGACAGACUCCAAGAAGAAAGGCGACAAGAGGCUUUACGGAGAAAAGAGCGAAAUGAAGCCCAUUUGUAUAUGAAUGUACAAAUAGUUACAUCUGAUAAUUUUUGUGGUCAUCAAGGAACAGAUUUAUAUGAUCCUGAUAAAGUAAAUUAUAGAUGCUUUAAAAUUAAAAAGUUAUGUACCUUACGAACUUUCAUGGAGAUUCUAUCUGAACAAAUGAAAUAUCCAAUCAAUAUGAUAAGGCCAUGGCCCUUAAUUUACCGAACGAAUCAAACUUGCAGACCUGUAGCAAUAGAUACUGAAACUGAAGGCAGUAAACCAAUAAUAGAUAUGGCUGAUAGCACUAGUCCAUGGACAGUUUUCUUAGAAACUGUUGAACCAGAUUCUGGAAUGCUUUCUAUACCAGAAUUUGACAAAGAUACUGAUGUCCUUUUGUUUUUCAAACUGUAUGAUCCAAGAAAUAAAAGAAUGUCUUAUUGUGGUCAUACAUAUAUGUCAAUAAAUUCCAAAGCUAGAGCUCUAAUACCAAUUUUGAAUGAAAGAGCUGGCUUUCCAGAAGAUACUGAACUUCUUUUGUUUGAGGAAGUAAAGCCAAAUGUAGUAGAACGUAUUGAAAAUAUAGAUAUGCCAUUAGAAAAAGUUCUAGAUGAGCUAAUGGAUGGUGAUAUAAUUGUUUUCCAAAGGGCAGAUUUGAACUUUGCCGAUUAUGAAUUGCCAACAGCUAAGGAGUAUUUUCGUGAUCUUUUUCAUCGAGUUGAAGUUAUUUUCUGUGAUAAAACUAUUUCUAACGACCCAGGCUUUACUGUAGAACUUUCCUUGAAAAUGAAUUAUGAUCAGAUGGCUCAUGCUGUUGCAACAAAACUCAAUACAGAUCCCUAUCUCUUACAGUUUUUCAAAGCUAUAAAUUACAGAGAUGGUCCAGGCGCUCCACUUCGAUGUACUUAUGAAGGAACUUUGAAAGAACUCUUGGUUCCAGUAAAAGCUAGGCAACCCAAAAAAAUGUAUUAUCAACAGCUUAAUAUUAAAGUUAGUGAAUUAGAGAACAAAAAGCAAUUCAAGUGCACGUGGGUGAAUAGCAAACUGAAAGAAGAGAAAGAACUAGUUUUGUAUCCACCCAAAAAUGGUACAGUUGCUGAUCUAUUGGAAGAAGCCAAAAAACAAGUAGAACUCUCAGAAAAUGGCUCUGGGAGACUCAGGUUAUUAGAUAUAAUUAGUUAUAAAAUAUUUUCUGUAUUACGAGAAGAUAUGACUUUAGAAUCAUUAACUAAUGCAAAUACGAAAUGCUUAAGAAUAGAAGAGAUACCAGCUGAUGAAAUUGGUCUUGCUGAAGAUGAAUUAUUGAUACCUGUUGCUCAUUACCAAAAGGAAGUAUUUUCAUCGUUUGGAGUUCCUUUUCUUCUAAAAAUAAAACAUGGAGAGCCUUUUUCUAAAGUAAAAGAAAGGAUACAAAAGAAAUUAGAAGUUCCUGAUAAAGAAUUUGAAAGGUAUAAAUUUGCUAUCAUUGUGAUGGGUAGGCAGCAGCCCAUUCAAGAUGAUGUAGACUCAAUAAAUUUACCCGAUUUUAUACCUCAUCCUCAGAGUGGUAAUGCAGUUCAGCCAAAACCCUGGUUAGGAUUAGAACAUGUAAAUAAAGCUCCAAAGCGAUCAAGAUAUAAUUACUUGGAAAAGGCAAUCAAAAUUCAUAACUGACAGUGGCAUUGUAAUUAUUUAGAAUCAUUAUUGCAACAGCUUUUUCCAGUUAUGCAGCUGUUUCGAGCUGUAUUUUUCUGCUGGUCAAGUGUGCAUUCAGUCUUUCAUCAUUGUACAAACAUUUUGCAGUCUGCGUUCCUUCCCACAUUUUGUAGUGUAUGACAAGUUUUCUCCAAAAUAAAGUUAUUUGUAUGAGAUUGAAACAAGUUAUGCUGUUUAAAAUGAUUGAAUUACAGACAAUUAUACGUUAGACAUUCAGGGGCCUUUGUUUAUUCAGAGCUGUAUAUGUCUAGUGUUGUAUGUGGCAACAUAAUUGUCCAGGAACUAUGCCCAUUGCACUGUUAAACUUUUAUAUAAAUAAAUAAAUAAAUUAAAAUCACUUAUUGAGGAAUUUUCUUGCCUGGUAAUAAAAGGUUGCAGCUGGCCAAGUUUUCAUCCAACGUUGGCACUUUGUACGACUGGAACUGCACUUCAAUUUCUACUGUUAAUAUACAUACUCGUAUGUAUACGAGCAUGGCUCAAAUUAGGUGUUAAAUAAAUAACCUUAAAAAUAUUUCAACUCUAUUUUCUCAACAAGAACUUCCGACUAUGAUUUUAAGAACAAUGCAAUGGCUGUCGAUGAAGCUAUCCUCCGAUUGGACAACAGGAUGGGCAGUUUAGCAGAAUUAUAGUACCAGUGGUUGUAACUGUAACUGUUGAUAUUUGAUCACCUGCUUUAUUCCUGAACGUGGUGUACAAAUUUAAGGAAAAAUAAUUUUAAAGAAAAAUGGCUGCUGCUGCUGCAAAGAUAAAACUGAGACUGUUUAUUAAGAUUUGUGUGUUUUAAGGACUUGAAUUGCCUUUCUAGCGUGUUAAUUUAUUUUUGCUUUAAUUUUAGCUUUUUUCCCUUGAUGCAAGCCUUUUGUACUUUGUGUUGAGUUUGAAAAUAAUACUUUUUUUUUUUAUUUAAGAAAUUAAAUAUGAGUAACAACAUAAUUCAUGUUUUCUUUUUUAAAUUAACUUUUAUUGAUAUGAUUUUUUAUUGUAAAAAUUUGAAGAAAAUUACUUUGUUAAUUAAUAUUGGAGUGCUUUAAUUUCCAUUGCAAAUUUUAAAAAAAGUGCAGAAAAUUGUAUUAUUUUAUAAAUUUUACAUUAUUUUUACUAAUUAUUGCUUGAUGUGUGAUUAUUGUAAUUUCUUGAAAUUGUUAAAAGUUUAGAGUUUUGAUCACUAUGCAAAUAAAAGUGAGGUUAUUUUAGAUGUCCUCACUUGAUCUGUGAUGAUAUUGAUGGAAAUAUUAUAUUGGCUUGUUUUCACCUACAAAGUGUCUUAAAAUUUAUAGGAGUUACUAAUUUUCAAAACUAUGAUGACAAGUUUUUUAUCAUGUGUUUUUAAUAAUUUUCAUGAUUUGCAUUCCAUGCAGAUUAUUUUCUAUAUACUGUUUACUAUUUUCAGAAUGCAUGGUUUGUAAUUUGUAUGUUUUCUUUUUUUUCUUUCGUUCCUUCAAAAUUCAUUUUUUCAGUUCUAAGUCCACACACAGUGUCAAUAAAAGUAAUUCAAAAUUU